AUGGCCCUGAGGCCUGCUGCACCAGCCUCCUUCCUCUACACAGCCAUUCCCCUUUCCUCCAGUGCAAAGGAGGGGGAGGCCCAGGAGCAGGAAGAAGAGCUGCGGUCUGAAAGCUCGCUGAGGAAGCUCCCUGACAAGGGGGGCUCUCAUCAGCUCUUGGGCAGAGACCUCCUGGGGGACAUGUGCACACCAACACCUGCCAGAGCCCACCAGCCACGUAGGGAGCAUGUGAAAGAUGCUUCUCCUGCUGCCUCAUCCCCAUUGGCUUCUCCAUCUCCCCUGACUGGGCAACCACCCCUGGCCUCCACCCUGUCACCAGGCCCAAUGACCCCCCCAGUUUCUGCUGGAUCACACUCAUCCCUGAGUGGCCCUGGAACGCCAGAGCCUUUCCUUCCCCGAGAAUGCCCUUCACACCAGCCACGGCCAUCUUCCCCUCCCACACCGCAGUUCCCUGCCCCCGUGGCCUACCUCCUGUGUCCUCCUCACUCCAGCCUGGCCCAUCCUCAGUGUGACUCAAUGGCACACUCACCAGGCACCGUCCCACAGAGCUCUGCUCCACACAACAACUGUUCGCUGUCUUCUCCCAUCUCAUCUACCUUGGGCCUUGGUCACUCCAGUGAUUCGGUCUCAGCCCUCUUCAGGUGCCAGGCGUCUGUCAGAGCUGGCUCAGUCCAGAGCCUCUCCACCUCACCCCAGGACACAUCCCAGCAAGGGCAACUUUCCAAUCAUACACCAGAGGUUUCCUUCCGGGGAGACGCCACACACAGGCAGAUGAAGGCUGGUGGCCCCUCCUUUGACAACCCCAGUGUCCAGAGCCUGGUGGGGACACUAAUCUCCAAGCAGCUCACUGCUGACCAAGACUUGGCCCCUCCUAAAAACUCAAAUAUGCAUGUGGGCCCUGGAAACUUGGCCAUCUCAAAGGAUCGGGAAUCCUGCAAGGACACCCUGCAGGAACAUCUCCCGGGUACGACCACUCAACAGGUACUAGAAGCACAUGUUAAAAAGUUACAGGUGAGGCACAGAUGGGGCCUGCCCCUCAAGAUCAUCAGGGCCAAAAAUCAAUUUAUGUUGAAAAGACCUCAAACCCUGCCCUUUCCACACUCCACCUUUCCCUCCUGGGCCACCUAUGAAUUUGGGCACAACUCCACAGUCACCAAUUUCCUUUCCUCCCCUUGGGGAGGUCCAGGAAAGAAAGUCCUCACCAUGCCUGGUCUUCUCCCUGGCCUCCCACCUGUGGGUGAAGACAUCCAGGCAGACCUGAGAGGCACCCAGUAUAGUGACAGUCGGUGGCGCUUAGAGGCCCCUUCCACUGGACAGGAGGGCAGGUGGCCUUCUCAGCCCCACAUAGGCAGAAGCCAGCACAGUGUGAUGGUCCUGGGGGCUGAGAGAGGCAGCCCAGGGCCAAGUCCAAGUCCAGCAAUGGCCAGGAAUGAGCCAUGGGAGCAGAAGAGCGAGGCCUUGGGAGAUCCUAGGGGUAACCAAACAAUGCUGGAGCUCACUGUAGCAUCCCAAUCUUCAGGGGCCCUGGAGACCAAGGGGCCAGUGGAGACCAAAGAAGAGAAGCAGGAGAUGGGGAUCCUGAAACCCCAGGACUCAUGGGGGAGUCAGAGGGACAUGGUUGGCCCUACUGAUAAGAGAGAGUUCUGGAGGAGGCCCAAACCACGGGGGCAGGAAAAAAGGAUUGUCAGAACAAGGGCUUCCCAAGCCAGUGGCACAAGCCACCCUGCCCAGGAUAGGGGAGUAGCAGAGUCAUUAAGAAGCAAGUCCUCCCUUCUCCUGCCCAACAAGAGACAAUUCCCCACAGGAAGCUGCUUUAGAAAUAAAAUGAGGCAGUUUCUGCAGUGGAUUUUGCAUAAGAAAGGCCCAGGGCAGGAAGAGGCCCUGCAAAACUGCAAGCCUGCACCUGUCAGUGCCCAUUGCUGGGGACCAUCCACAGGCAGAUCAUUUAUGGACAGAGAGAUGGCUGAAGCCCAGGACCUCAUGGUGACUAUCGGGCAGAUCCUAGAGAAGAAAAUGGGACUUCAUCAUGAACUUCCAGCCUCAAAGGGCAAUUGGCACAAAAAGGAACUCCAGGCCCCAGUUGGUGGGCAUAACAGUUACCACACGAAUCCCUCCCACCCAGAGCAAAGGAGAGUGAGCAGUGAUAUGGGCCACAGUCACCACGCCACCCUCAUGCGUCUCAGCUACCCUACUGACAACAGAGGGGUCAGAGCCAUCAACUGGGCUCCCCCAGCCAGGCCUUGCCAGCAUAGACCAAGGGCAGCAAAAGCCUCCAGCCACCACAUUCAUUGCCCCAGGCACUGCCAUCUGCCUAGAGGUGUCUUGUCUGGUCAAGCGGAUCGCAUUUCUCCUGCCAGAUGA
Otolemur garnettii (small-eared galago) is the source of this 2361-nucleotide messenger RNA. RefSeq names its product spermatogenesis-associated protein 31E1. The record is from RefSeq and is a predicted model, not a curated record. The coding region runs from base 1 to 2361 and encodes 786 amino acids. NCBI's taxonomy places the organism in Eukaryota, Metazoa, Chordata, Mammalia, Primates, Galagidae. The transcript has 4 exons.